Molecule: messenger RNA, 1531 nt
Organism: Menidia menidia (Atlantic silverside)
Lineage: Eukaryota; Metazoa; Chordata; Actinopteri; Atheriniformes; Atherinopsidae
Source: the annotation of a GenBank genome assembly
CUACAUCUACAGCUUCUGGUAUUUUAGGUGGAGUGUUCUUCUUCUUUUCGCCUUCUCGCUCUUUGGUGACGUCACGCUACUUCCGCUGUCCUACUUCCGUACACAAAAUCUCGGCUGAUGACGUGUACAACCCUCCACCGUUAGCUAGCAAGCCAGUUUAGCCCCUUGUCAGAAUAAAGGUGCUCCUGGUUGUGGUAAAAACAAGAUAAAGGGGCUAAAACAUUGAGUUAAAUCGAUAAAAAUGGAGACGCUUUACCACCAGACAAACAAGCAAAUCCAAGAGGUGCAGUCCAUGAUGGGAAACCUGGAGAGGACCGACCGUCAGUCAGUUCACUUGUUGGAGAAUGAACUGCAGGCUCGAAUAGAGCAGAUCUUCAAUCACUUAGAACGGCUUCAGAUCCUGGCCAGCAAGGAGCCACCGAACCGACGGCAGAAUGCCAAGCUACGAGUGGACCAGCUGAAGUACGACGUUCAGCACCUGCGAACUGCCCUACAAAACUUUCAGCACAGACGCUAUGCCAGAGAGGCUCAGGACCGAGAGCGGGAGGAGCUCCUGAGCCGCGCCUUCACCACUAAUGACGCAGACACCUCCAUUCCCAUAGAUGAGACCUUGCAGUUUAACUCCAGUCUUCAGAACGCACACAGCGGCAUGGAUGACCUCCUGGGCAGCGGCACUAGCAUCCUCAACGGCCUCAAAGAUCAGAGAUCUACUCUAAAGGGGACCCAUAAGAAGAUGCUGGAUGUAGCCAACAUGUUGGGACUGUCUAACACAGUGAUGAGACUCAUCGAGAGGCGAGCCACCCAGGACAAGUUCAUCAUGAUCGGAGGCAUGUUGCUGACCUGCGUCUUCAUGUUCUUGGUCAUCAGAUACCUGGGCUGACCACCAUCCACACACAGAUCAUCAGUUGUGGACAUUUCUGCCGCACGUCAUCCCACACGAUAUGAAUUUUUAAAAUUAAAGAAACUUUUAUAAAUUAUGUUAUUAUAUAUAAAUGUUUUUUCUUAAAAUGGCAUUUGACCAUUUUAUUGUGGAUGGCGUAAAAAAUUAGGUCGAAGACCUUUUUUUAGUCAGUAUUUUGCUCAACUGAAACCUCUUUUCUGCAGCCUUCCCAUGACUGAUGCCAAACAUCCUCUUCUUUUCAAAACCACUGUAAAUUCUUCUCGAAACUAUUGCUUCCUCAUGCUAUAAAAAGCUAAUCGCUUUGCUCGUUAGUUUCUCAUCGUUUCAUUUUGAAAUACAGAGGUACAUGUGUGGAUAUAACACCAGGACUCGCAGGAUCUCGGUUUGAGUUGUCACCAUGCAAAGAGUCAAACAAAACAGUAGGAUGUGUGAGACUGGUGUAAUGGAACCGACACCACAAACGGCAUCCUCACAUCAAUACCGGUUUCAGUGAGAUGUAGUGGACUAUUUCUGUUCAACACACAGGACCAUGGAAGCAGUCCCAUUGUAAUAACAUGCUUUGUCUCUGCAUCAGUGUAGUCUCACUAUGUGAGUAAGGAAAAUUCUUAGAAAAUAAACAAUUUUACUAGC